Mercurialis annua (annual mercury) is the source of this 2591-nucleotide messenger RNA. RefSeq names its product protein FAR1-RELATED SEQUENCE 8-like. Bases 209 to 2419 code for a protein of 736 amino acids. NCBI's taxonomy places the organism in Eukaryota, Viridiplantae, Streptophyta, Magnoliopsida, Malpighiales, Euphorbiaceae. Gene Ontology annotation, biological process: regulation of DNA-templated transcription. The transcript has 2 exons. Gene Ontology annotation, molecular function: zinc ion binding. The record is from RefSeq and is a predicted model, not a curated record.
UGUAGUACUAUACAAUAAUGCGAGUGAGAGGUAAAUUGAGAUGGAUAGAAACGAGGUAAAUUGGGAUAAACUUAAAGUUGGUAUAAUUUCUGUAACUUCACCUCUCAAUCACAACCAAUAAUUAAAUUUCAUUCACGGCGGCGGAUUCCGGUAAUUAAAAUGGGAUACCUCAGGAAGCUCUAAUUAAACGGGAAGAUAGCGGUGGAGGAUGGCGAUGAUCGAGAUGGAAGAAGGUUCACAAAACAGUGAGCAAUUGCUUGAGGAUGAAGGUGAUGAUCUUGAAUUUGAUAGUAACAGUCUAGAGAUCGAGGGAAAUGGUAUUGAGAUUGACAAAAAUGGCCUUGAGAAUGAGGGGAAUGGCUUUGACAUUGAAGAUAACGACCUUGGCAUUGACAGCCAGGAUCUUGAAACUGAGGGCAAUGAGGUUGAGAGUAAUUGUGGCCAUAUGCCUGAUAUUGAAAACCAUGUUCAGGAUAACAAUCUGGAUGAUACCGUUUUUGUAGAUGUUCGAAAUGGUGAAUCUCAAAGAAACGAGUAUCCUCCACCUGUAGUAGGAAUGGAGUUUGAAUCAUAUGAUGAUGCUUACAAUUAUUAUAAUUGUUAUGCGAAGGAGUUGGGAUUUGCCGUGAGGGUGAAAUCUUCAUGGACAAAACGUAACAGCAAGGAGAAACGUGGGGCAGUGCUUUGUUGCAACUGCGAGGGUUUUAAAACAAUGAAAGAAGCAAAUAGUCGGAGAAAGGAAACAAGAACCGGUUGUCUAGCAAUGGUAAGGUUGAGGUUGGUGGAAUCUAAUAGAUGGAGGGUUGAUGAAGUUAAGCUUGAGCACAAUCACUCAUUUGAUCCUGAAAGAGCACAAAAUUCCAAGUCACACAAGAAAAUGGAUUAUGGGUCUAAAAGAAAAGUAGAACCAGCAGUUGAUGUUGAGGUACGGACAAUCAAGUUAUAUCGGACAGCUGCUGCUGAUCCACUUGGCUAUGGAAGCUCAAACUCAAAUGAAGGGGAGAGCAGCCACCGUGUUGAAAGGUCCAAGCGUUUGAAGCUUAAAAAAGGAGAUGCACAGAUUAUUUAUGAUUAUUUUUCUCGUGUUCAGCUAACAAAUCCAAACUUUUUCUACUUGAUGGAUCUUACUGAUGAGGGCUUUCUGAAAAAUGUUUUCUGGAUUGAUUCUAGGUCAAGGGCUGCAUAUGCUCACUUUGGAGAUGUGGUUAUAUUUGACACAACAUGUUUAUCAAACAAAUAUGAAAUUCCGCUUUUUGCAUUUGUUGGAAUAAAUCACCAUUGUCAGCUUGUUCUUCUUGGCUGUGGUUUGCUUGCAGAUGAGUCCUUUGAGACAUAUACCUGGUUAUUCAGGGCGUGGCUUACCUGCAUGUUAGGUCGUCCUCCACAAACUAUCAUUACCGACCAAUGCAAGCUCAUGCAAAGUGCAAUUGCGGAGGUGUUUCCAAGGUCUAAUCAUCGUCUUUGUUUGUCACGUGUUGUACAAAGGAUUCUUGAGAAUUCGGGAGCAUCGCGGGACUAUGAAGCCUUUCAGACAGCGCUGAAUACGAUAGUCUACGACUCCCUAAAGGUGGAUGAAUUUGAAAUGGCUUGGGAAAGCAUGAUCCAGCGUUUUGGAAUUGCAGAUGAUGAGCUGCUUCCAGCUUUUUAUGAAGAUCGCGAACGGUGGGCACCAGCUUACUCCAGGGACAUUUUUUUUGCUGGCAUGUCCAGUUUCCAAAGAGGUGAGGUUAUGGUCCCAUUUUUCGAUGGUUAUGUGCAUCAUCAAACUUCUUUGAGAGAGUUUUUUGACAUAUACGAAUCAGUAUUACAAAAGAAACAUCAGAAGGAAGCCCUCGACGACGUUGAAUCGAGAGAUUCAAGUCCAGAAUUGAGAACAAGCAGUUUUUAUGAGUUACAGCUCUCUAAACUAUACACAAAUGAAAUUCUUAGGAAAUUUCAAGAUGAGGCGGUGCUGAUGUCCGCUUGUUGUGGCAUCACACAGGUUCCGUCCACCGCGUCAGUAGUUACUUAUAUGAUCAAAGAAGGUCAUGGUGAAGAAAAUACAAACGAUAAUCGGAAUUUCGAAGUGCAGUACGACAAGGCAGGAGGAGAAGUUCGGUGCAUUUGUGGUUGUUUCAACUUUAAAGGUUAUCUGUGCCGACACGCACUAUGUAUUCUGCACUACAACGGGGUGGAGGAAAUUCCUUACCAGUAUAUUCUGGCACGGUGGAGGAAGGAUUUUAAACGUUUUUAUAUACCGGAUCUCGGAUCUAACAAUGUUGACAUUGCGAACCCGGUUCAGUGGUUUGAUCAUUUAUACAAACGAGCAAUGCAAGUUGUUGAGGAAGGGAUGAUCUCUCAAGAUCAUUAUAUGGUUGCUUGGCAAGCUUUUAAAGAAUCUUUAAAUAAGGUUCGUCUUGUUGCAGACAAGCAUGUAUAGAUUUUAGGCCUAAUGUCUUAAAAAACCCCGACCUUUUAGCCCCUUUUCAAUCAUACCCUGACGUUGCAAAUUUGUCAAUUUUACCCUAUUUUGCAUUUUUGUGUUUCAAUUGUACCCUGAAAAAUUAAAUUAACGUAUUUUGCGUUUGGAAAUUUGAUUAAAACAUUCUACA